AUGGCGGCGCAGCUGAUCUCCCCGGAGUCGCACUCGGCCUCGGGGAGGGGGUCCGAGAAGCUGAGCCUCCCCUCGUUGCAGUCCAAGAUGAAGUGCGAUCCAGAGGGGUAUGAGACGGAGCUUAAACUCCUCUACCGCCACUUCGAAUCCUCUCUCCACCUGUUCCGUCAACAGUCCGCCCUCAGCGUCUCAGCUGAUCCCGUCGUCUCCAAGGACCUCGGUGAUAUGUCCAUGUUCCUCGCCCAUGUCACGCCCUUCUACCCCGACCGCCUCGCCGACUUCCCAGGGAAGCUCGCUGACCUUCUCAGCGAGAACGGCCGGUCUCUCAUCCCCUCUCUCCGGAGCCAUCUCACGCAAGCCCUAAUCCUCCUGGUCAAUAGACAGGUAUGCACAUGUCUCAAGCGGGUGGUAGCGUCUCCAUAUUUCCAGGUCUUUUUCAUGGAGUUCGCCAUAAUAAUUAUUUCAUAAAAUUUUAUGUCAGUGUAGAUUGUUGGGGUUGAGGAGACGCUCAGGUUGUUUAUGGAGCUUCAGACCAUGGGCGACAGGAACCUAAGGAAGUUGGCAUUCUCUCAUGUUGUUCAGAGUAUCAGGCGAAUGAACCAGAAACACAAAGAUGAAGCCAAGAACCGAAAGCUCCAGAGCAUUCUUUUCACAAUGUUGCAGGUUUGUUGCUCCCCUGCAAAGUUUCUUUCUCGGGGAACACGAAUACGCUCCUUUGCUUUCGUACCCACUGGGGCAGAUGAUUUUUUCCGCAGGAAGAGGAUGAAUUGAAAGCUAAAAGGGCCCUGGUAGUACUUUGUGAUCUUCAUCGGCGGAAGGUGUGGUUUGAUGACAGGACAGCCAAUGCCAUUUGCACUGCCUGUUUCCAUUCUUCCUCAAAGUGUGUACUUCUAAUUCUUCUUCCUGAUAAAACGUUGGUUUAGUUUUUUUACACUGUUGAAUUGGUUUCCGGUUUCUAAUUGGAUUUGCGAUUAUGGAUAGGGUUUUGGUUUCUGCCCUCUCAUUUGUACUUGGCUACGAGGAAGUUCAAGAAGGGGAUGAUAGUGAUGGGUCUAGCAGUGAGGACGACAUGCCAACUCCACACCCUAUUGUUGUUCUUCGCAGAGAGGAUGUGUACAAGGUGCCUUGCCGUGCUUAUGCAUUUAUGAUUACCAAAUACAAAACCAUAUUCCUGAUUGUUCCCGAUCCUGUAUAUAAUCUGAGAGGGAGAACUGCAUAGUUCCUCACUGCAGGCAAGUUUCAAAAGACACCCAUUGUGCUCAGGAGGAUAAUCCCAUGAAUUAUCAUGAAGGAAAGAAUAUGCUUUAUUUCUUCUCUAUGGGAAACAGGUUAUUUAUUGCACCAUUUACUAAUAAAACAUUAAUUGGUACAUGGAAGCAUGAUUUCUGAAGGAAAAAAUUGACAAAAUAGAGGAAAACGGUAUGAAUAAAGCAUCAUUCACGAUCUCUUUGCUGGGCUUCUAGAAUGAAAUUUUGUUGAAUAUCAAUAAAUCAAAUGGCAUAAUUAGACCGAUAAGAAUGAUGGUCUCACGGAUAGAUGAGGAAUUUUCUUACCUAAGGUUGUUCUUGUUCUUCUCUCUGCGACAAAUAGCUUUAAAAUAGCCAGACGGCUUCCGAAUGGUAGAAAAUUUCAGAUGGGCAUUUGGGGAUUCUCUAUGCCGGUCUCCUUCAUAGAGGUCUCUUUAUUACCACUCACAGUGAGAGAGCAUCAUGGGAGGAGGAGAUAAAGGAGACUACAACUCUUGAGAUAUUUCUUUCAUAGACUUCCUUACUUCUCAUGUUUUAGAUGAAGAUACACUCACACGUGAGUUAUAUAAAAAGGAGCCUCCAUAUAUUACUGGUUAAUUUUCUACCCAAUUGCUUUCCAUGAAUUUCGUCUAUCAAGGAUCAUUUUCAUUCUUUUUUCUUUUAUUUGGCUGUGUAGGCAAACCAGAAAGGAACAUCGGCUAGCAAGAAAAAGAAGAAAGCAAAACUUCAGCGUAUUGUUCGCAGCAUGAAGAGGCAGCAGCGAAGAGCAUCCGGAAAUUGUGGCUUAGGCUCAUAUACACCACUCACACACCUUAAAGAUGCACAGGUAUGCUGGAUUUCAUGCUGCAUUCAUUUUCUUUUUUGUUUUUCCAAUGAUGAUGUGAUUCUGAGAUAUUGGUACGCAUCAUGUCUCAGGGAUAUGCCGAGAAGCUGUUUUCUCGUCUCCAGAAGUGCAAUGAACGUUUUGAGGUAUUUAUUUGAUUUUAAAACCCUCAUGAUUAGUCUCUUUAUGUCUAACCAUGAAAAAAUGGAUAAAUAUUGUAACAACUGAAUCAUUUCUAUGACCAGUUUUGCUAAGUCAUCACUGUUAGGGGGUGGUGGUGACAGAAUUAUUGCCUCAUCGAACUUCAGGGCAGUGGGAAAAUCCCAGGAUCCCAGCUCUGUAUGGGGAUUGCUGGUGAGAAGUAAAUGGUUUUGUGUUUGUGCUGGAGAAUCAUGGCGUGAAGGAAAAACAUUCAACUAGCUAUUGCAUUCUAGUUUUAUUUCCUGACGUUUUGGAUGAAGACAACCUCUGUCUGUGAUACAUUAUAGGUGAACAGGUGCUUCCGUUGUGUUCACAUUCACUAGUAUUCAUUCAAGGGUUGGCUUAAAAGUUCCUGAGACUAUACUUAUAAUGAUUCAUUAUGUUGGACUUUGAAAUACAUUGAAUUAAAGACUAAUUUUAAGUUUAAUUUAGUAUGAGUUAAUGAUCAAGAUAUCCAGAGUCUCUAUUCUACACCAUUUUUUAUUCUUGAUUCAAUGCGUUUCAUUGGUGUCUUCAUCAGAGGAUUCGUCUGCAUUUUAUUAUGAACCUUUACUGUUAUUCCAUUUGACUUCAUGGAAUGCAUCUGGUCAACACGCGUUUACCUGUGGUGGAAGACUUUCUCCACGAAUCCUUCCUCAUCUUACAUGUGAUCCAUCAAUUAACAGCUUUUUGCUUUAGUCACCGUGUGAUUUUUCUUGCAUUGUUUUCCUUUAUUUCAGAUAAAAAUGAUGAUGCUCAAGGUAAUUGCACGGACUGUUGGGCUCCAUCGAUUGAUACUGUUAAACUUUUAUCCUUUUCUUCAAAGAUACGUCCAGGUAUUUUCCAUUAUUUACUUGCGGGAUGGAAAGAUCCCGCAAUCUAUUGUGGUAACGUCUUAUAGAAUCCGAUUUAUGACUUUAUCUUGUUAUUUGACAGCCCCAUCAACGUGAUGUGACAAACUUGCUCGCUGCAGGAGUCCAGGCGUGCCAUGAUAUGGUCCCUCUAUAUGAACUUUAUCUGCCUACGCCUUUUUAAUUCUUUACCUCUUAGUUCCUUCUCUGGACAAAUGUUGUUUUCUCAAUUCCCUUAAAGCGUUGCCUGUAACAUUCUUAUCAUUUUGUUCAGGUCCCACCUGAUGCUGUUGAACCAUUGUUUAAACAAGUUGUAAACCAGUUUGUGCAUGACCGUUCUCGUCCUGAGGUGCUGCAAUCUGCAUCCUUGUCAGUUACGUUUUUUGAAGGGCAUUUUGCUUUUGGCUGACGUUUUUUGUCUAUUUACUGGCAGGCCAUUGCUGUUGGCUUAAAUGUUGUUCGGGAGAUAUGUAUGCGCAUGCCUUUGGUAUAGCCUCUCUACGAGCUGCAUUCAUACAUGUCAUCUGUGCAAAUCUGGGGUUUUUCAUUUAUUAUUCCUCUACAAUAUCCGUGGCUUUGUUGAAAUGCUGAUCUGUUGGAAUCUUGGAUAGUCACGUUGAAUCAGCAUUUUUCAAUUUUUUUCAGAUUUAUUUUGUUCUUUUAAUGGUAUUUUGUGGGGCGGUUCACUGUAUUGCGCUAAGAUACAACUGAGAAUCUAUCUCUGACAUUGUUCAUGUAGCUUUUUUGUAAAUUUAUCACCAUAAGUGAAGCACUUUCAAUAACAUAAAUGAUUGCUUUUUGUUUUUUCAUAGUUAAUGUCCGAAGAUUUACUUCAAGAUCUUGUGCUGUACAAGAAAUCACAUGAGAAAGCUGUUUCAACAGCAGCUCGUUCCUUGGUCACCUUAUUCAGGGAGGUUAGAUUCGAUAGAUUCAAUCAAUAGUGAAAUUUCCAUUUUUUUUCCAAUUUUAUCGUCUCUCUCUAUUAAUUUUCAACACUGUGCUGUGGUAUGCCUGCAGUUAUGCCCUUCCUUCCUAAUUAAGAAGGACCGUGGGCGUCCCACUGAUCCAAAAGCAAAGCCAAAAGAAUUCGGUGAAGUGACUAUUGCUAGCAAUGUACCUGGAGCGGAGCUCCUGGAGAACGGUGAUGAACCUCUAUCUGGUGAUGAGGACGAGUCUAAUAUCCCUGAUAUCGACGAAUUGGAUGAAGAAAAGAUAGAAGAGAGUGAUUCAGAGGGAGAUGGAGAAGAAAUGGCUUCUGAGGAAGAAGAUAAUGGAGAGGAGGUAGAGAUUGCCAGUGAUAGUGGGGAUGAUAAUGACGACGAUGGCAAAGAUGAGAGUGAUUAUAUGAGUGACAGUGAUGACAGUCCCCCGACAGAUAGUGAUGAUGGUGAUGAUGACAAGGAUGGAGAUGAGGAGACCCAAGUGGGAAAGCCUAAAGGAUUGAAGCGGAAGUUUUCGGACUAUGAAGCACAGCUAGAUGUUGUGGAUCAAAGUCUUCGUACCUUAAAAAGACUGGCAUGUUCAAAGAUGGCACGUGCCUCCUCAGAUAUAAAUGAUGGUAUUCUUUCCAAUGAAGAUUUCCAUCGGAUUAAAGAGUUGAAGGUAGUGAUCGUUACCCACUAUGAGAACAAACCGGAUGUGUUUCCAAACUGGCACUGCAAUUUGAUUUCGUAGAUGAGAUCUUAGCGCCGCAUUUUAGCACCUUAAAAGUGCUCAAUUGAUUUGCUUUUGCUUCAAUUUAUCAGGACAAGCAGCAAGCGAGGUUGGCUUUAACUCGGCAGGGUCUUUUGAAGGAUAGCACCGAUUCCAACUCAUCCUCUUUCAAGAUUCCAUCCUCUGAGUCUCUAAGCACGAAGCGUAUGGACCCAGCCAAACUCGAGGUGGGUUUUAAAUAAUAUGCUUCUUUAGUAUUUUUGAGAUUGAUGGAGUCGGAAAUCUGAUUGGCAGCCAUUUAAAGUAUUUGGCCAUAGCUCUAUACAUUCAGUCAAUUGAGGCUUCUGAACAGGCCUAGGCCGGCCCAAUCUGGAUUACCUGUGCCUGGAUUAACUACCCAUGGUAGAGGGGAGAUGCAUAUUCUGGAAGGGGGCACUGUGAAUGCUUCUUGCUUUCCUGAACAGAAAAUGAUGCCACUUUAGGUUCCGGGAUAAUGUUCUGACCCAACUGUUCUUGUCAUUGUAGAUCAACAUAAAAAGGCGUAUGAGCAAGGAGGAAAGGUUGGCAUUGGUGAAAGCUGGGAGGGAGGACAGAGGGAAGUACCGGGCACGUACAGCUGUGAAACAGAAAAAGGUGCCGAGCAUCACUGUCUCUUUUAAAAUAUGUGCGGGUGGUUCUCUUUCUAUUCUAAAAAAAUGUCCUUAUAUCUUGAUGAAAAUUAAAUGAAGAAUGGCGCUGUUUAAAUGAAAGCUUUACAGACUGAAGUUCUGGUUCUGCUUUAAGCCUAUCUCUCUGUGUCUUCCUCAUAAACUCUUGUCUUCCACUGAGAGGCUUCUGUCCUUGUCAACCUCUCUCUCUCUCUCUCUCUCUCACACACACACACACACAUCUGUUCUCUUCAAAAUGUGCAGUGUAGUGCAGAAGAGAGUAGACUGUUGAAUUAUGAUAUGACAUUUCACAUCUGUUCUGUGUCGUAUGGUUUUCUAAUUUUCCUGUUUUAAUGCUGUUGGAAUCGGUUCUUGAGAGAGUCACUCUUUUGCUAAGAAUCUACUGUACUGGGCUCUCUCCCUCUUGCAGCAAUCUCUCUCUCUAACAACACACACUGGCCGUAAUAUGGCUGAAUUGUCUUGUAAAACACGCAAUCCAGCAAAGUUCCUGUAUUAAUCUGAAUAGGCGCAGAUGAGAGUGAGAUUUUUAUUAUAUGAUAAUAAGGCCUUAUCUUCCAUAUCAUUUACUGAGGAUCUUAGAUUCCAUAUCAUUCUCUUACCCUUUUCUGGUGUGAUCAUUAAUGAAGUAAUAUUAUCUUCUGUACAUCUGAUCCUGGAGACCCAGUUCCUGAAUAAUAAUAUGCUGCCCGCCAUUCAGGCCCUUGUUUGAGGGCUCGAUCUAAUAUCAUUUCCCUAUGUUGAUUCAAUGGGCAGACCGGCGGCCUCAGCAACCGGCAGAAGGAGCACAAGAAGGCCAUGCCGCUUGCUGCCAAGAAAGCCAAGGCGGCCCGUUCUCGGCAGGAGAAGAAGAAGCUGCAGCGCCGGUCCAGUAAACAGUUCAGAGGGAAGAAGGCAUGGAAGUGA
Spirodela intermedia is the source of this 6325-nucleotide messenger RNA. Lineage: Eukaryota; Viridiplantae; Streptophyta; Magnoliopsida; Alismatales; Araceae. The record is from the annotation of a GenBank genome assembly.